Bolinopsis microptera is the source of this 1693-nucleotide messenger RNA. RefSeq names its product proprotein convertase subtilisin/kexin type 5-like. Bases 58 to 1509 code for a protein of 483 amino acids. The transcript has 12 exons. The record is from RefSeq and is a predicted model, not a curated record. Lineage: Eukaryota; Metazoa; Ctenophora; Tentaculata; Lobata; Bolinopsidae.
AAUAAUUUGAGAUAACGAUACAAUCUCUGCAGUAAUUCCUUGGUUUGUUCCAACAGAAUGCUGACGAUAUUUUUAGUGACCCUCCUCCUGAACGAAGGUCGAGUCAAAGCUGAAGUUACGAGAACUGUAGAAAGUGAAGCCUCCUUGGCUGUAGACGAUGCCUACACAACCGCUUCAUGCCCUGUUGGAUACAAUCUAAUAGGUUGUAAACUUACACAAGGGAUAUACCGAACCGAUGCUGAUGGGAUAAAGAUAAUAGACGGAGCAUGCGUUGCUGUUCAUUCAGGUGGUUCAAGUACAGGAGUCAAAGUAUCAGCAACAUGCUCCAGUAACAACGUGGACUUUUCCUCUUUUGUUUAUAAAUCAGUCAGUAGAGGAGAAGCGUCUACUCUGACCUGCCCUGAUGACAAUUACAAAAUGACAUCCUGUGUCUACAUAGUUGCUUGGGCGCUAGGCGCGAUUAAACCGAACGAAGUGAAUGAUGAUUCUUCGAUAACCGUAACUGCAGAGAAACAGUGUGUUAUAUCUUACUGCACGUCCGGCAAAUGUCAAACCUAUGGAAUUUGUGUUCGAAAUGACGAUUGUGUUGAGGGCCAGUUUCUGGAUCAGACAACCGGCUGUACAGACUGUCCGGCAGAUGAAUGGAGUGCAGCAGCAAACUCAGAUCCUACCUGCACUGCCUGUCCAACUGGAAAAGGGGUAGCCUCUGGAGCAGGAACACAAGAAAGUGACUGCACUUGGAACGAUUGUGUUGAGGGCCAGUUUCUGGAUCAGACAACCGGCUGUACAGACUGUCCGGCAGAUGAAUGGAGUGCAGCAGCAAACUCAGAUCCUACCUGCACUGCCUGUCCAACUGGAAAAGGGGUAGCCUCUGGAGCAGGAACACAAGAAAGUGACUGCACUUGGAACGAUUGUGUUGAGGGCCAGUUUCUGGAUCAGACAACCGGCUGUACAGACUGUCCGGCAGAUGAAUGGAGUGCAGCAGCAAACUCAGAUCCUACCUGCACUGCCUGUCCAACUGGAAAAGGGGUAGCCUCUGGAGCAGGAACACAAGAAAGUGACUGCACUUGGAACGAUUGUGUUGAGGGCCAGUUUCUGGAUCAGACAACCGGCUGUACAGACUGUCCGGCAGAUGAAUGGAGUGCAGCAGCAAACUCAGAUCCUACCUGCACUGCCUGUCCAACUGGAAAAGGGGUAGCCUCUGGAGCAGGAACACAAGAAAGUGACUGCACUUGGAACGAUUGUGUUGAGGGCCAGUUUCUGGAUCAGACAACCGGCUGUACAGACUGUCCGGCAGAUGAAUGGAGUGCAGCAGCAAACUCAGAUCCUACCUGCACUGCCUGUCCAACUGGAAAAGGGGUAGCCUCUGGAGCAGGAACACAAGAAAGUGACUGCACUUGGAAAGAAGAUGAACAGGGAGACAACCAAAACUACUCUGAUGCAGCAGCCCUGAAAGUCAGCUUAAAUUUCCUCGUCGUUCUCCUGUUUGCUGUUAAUAAGAACAUCUAAACUUGUUGUGGGCUUGAAUGGUUCUACGGUACAAAACACUAUCUUAACAUGGUGUUUUAUCGGGAUGUGAUAGAAAAAGAAAAAAAAAUUCGACUUUUGAUAUUUGAAAUUUUAAUAUUUUAGACAACUUUAAAUGUUUUAAUAAAAAUUAAUAAAAGAAAGAGACUGCGAUUCAGUGAUUAUU